This is a messenger RNA of Haliotis rubra (blacklip abalone), 1746 nucleotides long. Its product is annotated as UBA-like domain-containing protein 1. Gene Ontology annotation, molecular function: protein binding. The transcript is spliced from 3 exons. The record is from RefSeq and is a predicted model, not a curated record. Lineage: Eukaryota; Metazoa; Mollusca; Gastropoda; Lepetellida; Haliotidae. Bases 110 to 469 code for a protein of 119 amino acids.
UAUUUCUACUCAUUCUUCGAUCAACAACAACUUGCACUGCGACUUGUGUUUACACUUUUUGGUGCUAUCCGACACUUGGAAUUUUUGCCAUUUCACAACACAUAUAACCAUGGAUAACCUCAAACAACAGGUUAUGAUAAACCAGUUUGUCAUGGCGGCUGGUUGUCACGCAGAACAGGCGAAACAGUUAUUGCAAGCAGCGAAAUGGCAGUUUGAGGCGGCUCUUAGUAUGUUUUUUCAAGAUGCUUCAUCGCCAAUUUGUCGGACAUGUAACGGAAACCACGCCAACGGAAAUUACCCUUUGUGUACUCCAGCCAACACUCCUGCCACACCGCCCAACUUCCCAGAUGCACUCAAUGCACUGUCCAAGCUAUCCACAUCAGACAAGUUUGGGUCCUCACCAUAUGCCUCAUCACCUCAGCAGCUGUCUCACUCACCCAAGAGCAUGGAAGUAGAAGCACAGCGAUAAGGUUCUGGUCAAUGGGCUGGCCAGCAGAGUCAGCUGUGGAUGACGUGUUGAUGGAGGGCUUGGUUGACAUGCCACACAUACACCCAUGUUGAUGCUGCAUACAUGCAUGCUGUGUAGUGCGCUCACCUACAAGGUGGCGAUAGGACAAGAGGAACACUGGGGAUAUAAAUACUGCCGUUUCUGUUUUGUACUUUUGGAUGUGAAAAAAAACUCUUGGCGAAGAUCAUGUGGAAAAUUUGUUUAACUUUGUUUCUAUAUGCUGACAUUUAUAGUGCUAGUGACAAUUACUUUUGCGUCUGAAUUUUCUGCUUUUUCUCACUUUGUUCUUGUUUUUACGUAUCAUAUCAUGAAAAUUCAUGACAUCACCUUUGUCAGACCAGACUGAACAAGAGUUAUUUGGCUCCAUUGUGUUUCCCCUGUGCACAUAUGAGUGGAUGCAUGCACUAUUGUCUACACUGAUGAUGGAAAGAGUUAUUGUUUUGUUUGAGUACUUGUAAUGAGUGUGUGAUGGAACAGUACAACUGAGAGUAGUUGAACCCGAGCAGAAUACUGCCCUACCUGGAACAGUGCUGCCCAAUAGAGUGUGGCUAGCUGGGCAGUCAAGAAUGUGUGUGUGUUUAUGUGCGAAAGCUGUCAGCAUGUAGAGCUUCGUCUGCCUUGGCCCCCAAACUGGUUGGGGGGCGAAGCUCUCGGACUGUCCUCACUCUUUCCACACCGCACCAACAUGGCACAUGAUGCUUAACAGUUUCUUUGGACAAGUAUGAGGACAAAGCUAUCUUCGGGACAAGCCAGAUGAUGUCCUAAACAGUGAGGACUCGACUGUUCUGUGGACAAGCACGCCGACAAGCCAGAAUACAUGAUGUCUUCAGGACAGGCAUGCAUGCGAGCCAGAUGACAGGUUGUCUUCAGGAUAAGCAUGAAGAGAAGUCAGAUGACGUGCCGUCUGCAGGGCAGUCAAGGUGAUGCUGAUGCACUGGCAUGCCCACCAGCCAUCAUGGUAGCCAGCGUAAUUGUGACUUCAUCAGUAAAGACAUUUUGAAAGAUGCUUUUUUGUCAGUGACACUUUGUAUAGUUCCCAUAGUGUUUGUGGUUUAUUUGACUUGAACAAUUUACAUUAUGUAUGGACAUUAAUAUUGUGUUUACUUCCUACUACAGUUUCCAUCAAUUUGGUCUUCAUAGCUCAGAAUAUCACUAUUGUCUCACUUUUUGUGUGGAAGCUUCACUCAUUUACAUUGUAUAUUGUCAUUAUCCAUUAAAUGACCUAUCCCAAAUGUUAA